GGUCAUGACAUCAUCGACCGUAUCAAUGUGAGUUGUAGUACCACGGCCCAUAGUAUGACGUUUACAUUUAGCUCCACCACAGACCAAGGAGCAGCGUGGCAGUGCGGGAAACAGGUUUCCGACUACGAUAUACACCCGAGAAGCAACAAUUAUACAAUAGACGUUGCAGGUUCUGUCAUGUCAACACAGUCUUUAUCAACAACGACCCGACAUGUUGAUACUACUACUCCUGAGACAGUGACCACAACGAAAGACGUUGCAAGUUCUGUUAUGUCAACACAGUCAUUAUCAACAACGACCCGAUCUGUGGAUGUAACAUCUUAUCCCGAGACAGUGACGCCAAAGAAAGACGUUGCAAGUUCUGUUAUGUCAACAAAGUCAUUGUCAACAACGACCCGAUCAAUGGAUAGAACAUCUUCUCCCGAGACAGUGACGCCAAAGAAAGACGUUGCAAGUUCUGUUAUGUCAACGCAGUCCUUAUCAACAACGACUCGAUCUAUGGACAUAACAUCUUAUUUCGAGACAGUGACGCCAGACGUUGCAAGUUCUGCCAUCUCAACACAGUCAUUUUCAACAGCGACCCAAUCUCUGACGACUACAUCGAGUCCCGAGACAGUGACGCCAAAGAAAGACGUUUCAAGUUCUGCCAUGUCAACACAGUCACCACCAACAGCGACCCGAUCUUUGGCGACUACAUCCAAUCCCGAGACAGUGACGCCAACGAAAGAUGGCAGUAAUCCAGACACUCUCUACAUCGUGGUUGGGGUAGUAGCCGGGGUUGUUCUGCUUAUCAUCGUCGUCGUGGUCAUCGGGUGUAUCCUAUGGAGAAGAAGAGCGGCCCAUCAACAUUAUGAUUUGAAAGAAGGAAUAAAUGUCAAAAGCACACCAUUUUCUCAAAACACAAGCUCCAACACAGUGGAAAAUGACUUAUAUGAAAGAUCAUCCAAUGUCCCUCCAAUCAAUGCAGCUGCGAAUCAGGAGGAGGAUUUUAUUUUGUCAGAUGCCUACGCGAGUGUUGACAUGCCAAUGGAGAACACGUGUACACCACAGGAGCAGGUUUCGUCUGGUGGCGACGACUUAGAGAACCUGUACGCUAAACCUAACAAAGGCAAACCUUAAAAUGUUGAACAUGUUUCAGACGUAUACACUGAAGUACAGAAACCCAGGAAAAAUAUCCAAGAUCCGUUUGUGUCUGGAACUGACGUCACAGGGGAUGUGUAUGCAACUUCUAACAAGGAUCGAAAUGCACAUCUGUAGUAAUGUAAAAUAUAAGCAUCGAAAUCCAUUGUACGCUCCCGAUUCUGUCAUGAGCAUAUGUUUUUGGAUGACUAUCAAAUAGUGAUGAUACCAUGUGUUCGCGGAAAAAGGUGAGCGUAUCCUGUCCCACAUCUAGCACCCGUCACAAACACAUGUAAAUGUAAAUUAAGUUUUUACACCAACAUGGGAACAUUUGUAUGUUAAUAAAGCCAAACUAAGGCCUUGAAUGCUAUAAACUUGAUCGACCUAUGUGUCGUGUUAUCCGGUUAUGUAAACCUUAAUUUUAAUAGGUAAGGAUGAGAAUAUUUUGGAUGAACAACUUCUUAUUACAAUUAAGAGCGACGUUUCAGUGUAGGUUCUAACACCGUUAUCAAGCAAGUGAAGUAUCUUUACAUGGUACUCCAACUUCUAAAUGCCUAUCAAAGACGUUAUUCGUCGUCUUGAUGGAGACGUCGCAAUCUCAACCAUCAACCGACUCAAACCGAAGUUGUUCAUCCAUAAAUUCUUAACCCUACUUAGUACUCCAACUUCUAAAUACCUGUCAAAGAAACUUAAUUUUAAUUUAGACGUAUAAGUGUUUGUUAAUAUUCAUUUUUAACAGUAAACUUAUAUAUAUAUAUCAUUCCGUGUAAGUAUGUGUGAGUUUCCCAAUGAAUUUCCGGGUACACAUAAUUUGCAUCAAUAAAUGUUGUCACAUCAGCAUAUGUCGAAGUGACAUUGUUGAAGGCAACCUAAUGAAAUGGUCAGUCCGAAAUUCUGAAAUGAUGAACUAUAAUUGUUUGUGAGCAUAUGAAAAUACUACAUUAUACUGAAAAAGCUGCAGUGAUAUAACACAUAAAUAUUAUGUGAAAUAUACAAACCAUAUUGAAAUUGUUUACUGAUGUGGCAUACUUAAAUUUGACACUCUUGAACUGUUCAAUACUUGUAUAUUUUAUCAGAUAUUUUAUAUCUGAUGCUUAUAGUUUCUACACCUGUAUGUGUUACCUGACAUGUUUUUUUUUAUGUUUUGUUUGUUGUUGAACGCCGCACUCAACAAUAUUCCAGCUAUAUAUCUGUACCUAAAUUACCAGAACACAUAAAUUAUAAAAAUAUGUCAUCUGCUACUUCAACAGUAUGACGAAUGGGGAACAAACAACUGGCUAACAGUGAUAAGAACUUUCAUGAUAAUUGGUAGAUUUAUUAAUGUAAGAAUCAAUCAAGGCUUUGUUGAAUUUUUGCAGAGAUUACAGGAUACAUAUAUGACACAUUAGAGUAAUUCAGUCUUACAUAAUACAGAGCAGAGCUUAUGAACAGUUGUAUAACUAUGUAUAUAACUAGAAAACGCUCUCGCCAUAUUUUACUACACUUUAGAUUGGGCAUGUUACAAUUAGAAAAUUGAAUGUGGAAGACAUUUGUCAUUGCAAAGAAGUGAUUACAUCCGCAAACUAUGUAAUGGUGACGAAAUCGAAGAUGAAUUAUAAGCUUUGCUUGUGUGUAUUAAAGUGUAAUCUUUCAGGAAAAAAACGAAUUCUGAUAUGCAUUGGAAAUAUCAUGAUAUACAUAACUUUAUUGUGUUGAUGACUUCUUAAAAUAAUGAUUUAAUAAAUAACCUAGCCUUGCAUAGCCACCAGCGUUUCACAAUUGAAAACAAUUAUACUUAGUGUAUGAAGAGACUGUAAUAUAUUUGAAGUAUGCUGGGUGUAUUAAACCCGUUAUCAUCUGCAGUUACCUGCAUAUAUGUUUUGUUGGUAUUUUGUUAUAGGCUGGAGAAGGACAUCGGGGUCGCUGACUUGGUUGAUGCAUGUAAUCGCAUUCCAAGUGUGUAGAUUGAUGCUCAUGAUGUCAAUCACUGGAUAUUCUGGUCUAAUCUUAUUUAUAGAUCGCCGGCAUAUGGCUGGAGUAUUUAUGAGUGCUGCGUUAAGCAAAAAGAUAAACAAAUAUACACAAACCAACAUCAAUAAACGUCUUUCUUUAUUGGCUAUAAAAAAAUGAGUGAUGAGUGCCGUGACCAUGUGUAUGGUGGAAUUAAAUAUAUGUGACCAUGUGAAGGAUGUAGUGAGAUAUAUGUGACCAUGUGAAGGAUGGAGUGAUAUGUAUGUGAAAAUGCGUAGGAUGGAGUGAGAUAUAUGUGACAAUGUGUAGGAUGGAGUGAAACACAUGCAACCAAGUGUAGGAUGGAGUGAGAUAUAUGUGACAAUGUGUAGGAUGGAGUGAAACAUAUGCAACCAAGUGUAGGAUGGAGUGAGAUAUAUGUGACCAUGUGAAGGAUGGAGUGAGAUAUAUGUGACCAUGUGUAGAAUGGAGUGAGAUAUAUGUGACCAUGUGAAGGAUGGAGUGAGAUAUAUGUGACCAUGUGUAGGAUGGAGUGAGAUAUAUGUGACCAUGUGUAGGAUGGAGUGAGAUAUAUGUGACCAUGUGUAGGAUGGAGUGAGAUAUAUGUUUAGAACGGGAUGAGUGAGGUGACUAUGUGUAGGAUGGAAUGAGAUAUGUGUGACCAUGUGAAAGGUGAAGUGAAAUACAUGUGGACAUGUUUAGGACGGGAUGAGUGAUGUAACCAUGUAUAGGAUGGAGUGAGAUAUGUAUGGACAUGUGAAGGAUGGAGUGAGAUAUAUGUGACAAUGUGUAAGAUGGAGUGAGAUAUAUGUGACCAUGUGUAGGAUGGAGUGAGAUAUAUGUGACAAUGUGUAGGAUGGAGAGAUAUAUAUGUGACGAUGUGUAGGAUGGAGUGAGAUAUAUGUGACCAUGUGAAGGAUGGAGUGACAUAUAUGUGACCAUGUGUAGGAUGGAGUGAGAUAUAUGUGACCAUGUGAAGGAUGGAGUGAGAUAUAUGUGACCAUGUGUAGGAUGGAGUGAGAUAUAUGUGACCAUGUGUAGGAUGGAGUGAGAUAUAUGUGACCAUGUGUAGGAUGGAGUGAGAUAUAUGUUUAGAACGGGAUGAGUGAGGUGACUAUGUGUAGGAUGGAAUGAGAUAUGUGUGACCAUGUGAAAGGUGGAGUGAAAUAUAUGUGGACAUGUUUAGGACGGGAUGAGUGACGUAACCAUGUAUAGGAUGGAGUGAGAUAUUAGGUGACCAUGUGUAGGGUGGAAUGAAAUAUAUGUUUACAUGUUUAGGGUGGGAUGGGAGACGUGACCAUGUUUGUUUUGUUUGUUUCGUUGUUGUUUAACGCCGCACUCAAUAAUAUUCCAGCUAUAUGACGGCGGUCUGUAAUUAAUCAAAUCUGGACUAGACAAUCCAGUGAUUGAUAUCAUGAGC
This is a messenger RNA of Haliotis rufescens (red abalone), 4489 nucleotides long. RefSeq names its product mucin-5AC-like. The transcript has 13 exons. The record is from RefSeq and is a predicted model, not a curated record. Bases 55 to 1119 code for a protein of 354 amino acids. NCBI's taxonomy places the organism in Eukaryota, Metazoa, Mollusca, Gastropoda, Lepetellida, Haliotidae.